AUGCAAGAAGACUGUUUUUGCCAAGAGCGUUUUCAUGGAGACCUUUCGACAAAGAAAAUAUGUAGAGCGAAAAAAGCGCUCGAUGAGCAGUUCACUGAGCUGCGAGAAACUUUACAACAAGAACGCGGUGAUGCGAUCACAGAAGUAACACAAAACGAUGAUGUCCGAUCACCGCCGAUUGAUGAAGAAGCGAAAGAUCUCAGCUUCAACAAAGGAUAA
Haemonchus placei is the source of this 219-nucleotide messenger RNA. The record is from the annotation of a GenBank genome assembly. NCBI's taxonomy places the organism in Eukaryota, Metazoa, Nematoda, Chromadorea, Rhabditida, Trichostrongylidae.